Xiphias gladius (swordfish) is the source of this 1534-nucleotide messenger RNA. It is a transcript of the gene iba57, whose product is annotated as iron-sulfur cluster assembly factor IBA57. The transcript has 3 exons. The record is from RefSeq and is a predicted model, not a curated record. Gene Ontology annotation, cellular component: mitochondrial matrix. Gene Ontology annotation, molecular function: protein binding. Bases 150 to 1247 code for a protein of 365 amino acids. NCBI's taxonomy places the organism in Eukaryota, Metazoa, Chordata, Actinopteri, Istiophoriformes, Xiphiidae.
UCGAGAAAUGCAUUGUGGGAUUUCAAAAUGGAGCCCUUGCAGCCAGAGUGCACUGUGAUGUCCUGCGUUAUGUAGCCCUCCACUGGCGUUAUUUAGCGGAGUAGCCACCUCAUUUUCACAGUUAACACACUCCCGUGACAGUCUACACUAUGGGGGUUUUGUGUGUCGCCAGGAGAGCGCUCACGUCCAGCGGCGGUCUCGGCGUUUACGCCAGAAAAUACACAGGUCGGUAUUUGUGCGUAACGUUUCACUCCGGUGUUUCAGCUCCGGCGGGGACCCUUGUCAAGAAGUACAGCCAGGACACUAGAAAUGUCCCGGGACUGUAUGUGUGCUAUCGCCUCCACCACCGGACCCUGCUCAAAAUCCAGGGCCAAGACACAAGCCCGUUUCUUCAGGGGAUUAUAACCAAUGACAUGGGGCUGCUGGAGGAGCCUGGACUCAGAGCCAUGUACUCACACAUGCUAAACGUACAAGGAAGAACACUAUAUGACAUCAUGUUGUACAGUCUGAAAGAAGCUGAUACAGGACACAGCAUUUUCCUGGAGUGCGACAGCACGAUCAAGGACUCAAUCUUGAGACACUUGAAGGUGUACAAGAUUCGCAGAAAGGUCACCAUUAACCCCUGUCCAGAGCUCUCUGUGUGGGCGGUGCUCCCCAAUCAAAAAAACCCAGGUCAAGAGGCCAGCAAACCCGAGCUUUCCUCCCCUGAAAAAACUCUAGUAUGGGAGGCUGAUCCUCGAACUCAGGAAAUGGGCUGGAGGUUGGUGUUACACAGUCAAAUUGACCCCUGGGAUAUCAUUCCAUCAUGUCAGAAGGGUGACACAGAGGAGUAUCACAGACAUCGCUAUGCAAUAGGACUUCCAGAGGGAGUGAAGGACCUUCCUCCUGGGGUGGCACUACCGCUAGAGUCAAAUCUCGUCUACAUGCAGGGCAUCAGCUUUAGCAAAGGCUGCUACAUUGGCCAGGAGCUCACAGCCAGAACUCAUCACACUGGGGUCGUUCGGAAACGAUUGAUGCCAGUACGUUUGUCAUCUCCAGUCCAAGACCUCGAGGAAGGAGCUGCAUUGCAAACGCAGUCGGGCAAGCCAGCUGGGAAGCACCGAGCAGGGGUGGGAGAGCUGGGUCUCAGCCUAAUCCGCAUGGCUCAUGCCAAAGAGUUGUUGACGCUCAGAUCUUCUGACGACACCACGGUGACAUUUGAGGCCUCCGUGCCAGAUUGGUGGCCUAAAGAUGUGAAAAUAAACUGAGAAUGGUUUAUAGCCCCUUAAAAUGUGACAUACAUUGCAUCUGACAGACUUCUCACAGACAGAACCCUGAAGUACAGUAUGUUACACUGUCAUUGCUUAACAGCUGUGUGGCACUAAUUCACAUUUGUGACUAUUUUUGUUUUGUUUGCAAUAAAACCUACUUUUAGAGUGAUUUAUUUUCCCAAAUCGUAAAGUAUUAUUUCCCACAGAAUUAUGCUAUUUAAUAGAUCGAUUGAAGCACUAUACAACAGGAGGUACCAACUAUGAUAUGUUAACAGUGGUUGUUG